AUGCCGAGACCUAAGCCAACGGAGAAGGCCAAGCCCACCGUUAUCGAUGUUGUUACUGUCGACCCUGACCGCACUAUCAAGCAAGUUGAAAAACUGGAUCCUACAACCUACGUGACCAAAGUCGAGGAUAUCGAGACGGUGAACGUGGUUAUUUCCGAUGGGAUUGAGACAUUCGUGAGCGAGUUUGGACCCGUCGAGACUACAGUCGAUUUCGUUGAAACUGGUGUAGAUGGCCUACUUACAACUAACAAAGUCGUAUCUACAAAGGCUGCUUCCUCGGCGGUGAUCACCAGAAUUGCCGCGCCUACCACUGUUGUGUCGACAAGGUCUACCGAGAAGCUCAAGACUAUAACCUCGGACCGUACAGAUUCCUCGACUUGGAUCUCGACUGUCAAGGGCACUACAAGGACAUACGAGAAAACCACGACGAUCGCCCCCACCGCCACGGACGACGCAUCUGAAUCCGAAGAGACCGGCGGAGUAGUCAAGACAGUUGUCACAGUGUUCGAGCUUGAUGCUGCAAAGUACUUCCUCGGAAAAUUCCUUCCUCCUAUGCUAGCAGUCAUGCUAUCGAUUCCCGCCCGAGUCAUUGAUUACAAUGCUCAGCUGUUUCAACCGUUCUAUGCCAUGAACCAAGACUAUGGUGCCAGAGGACCGGAGUCGAUGAACCUCCAUUUUGGUGGUCUGGGCAGUAUUUUAGAGCCUUUCAACAUCCUGCUAGAGGGCCACCCCGUGCCCUUCAUUACGAUGGUCAUUGCCUGGCUCUCUGCAUUGUUGGCACCAAUCGCAGUCGAAGCUAUCGGUUUUAAGAUGCAUGGCCAGUGCAAGAUCAACGCCUUUGAAGGUUGUGCUCCGGCACUGGGUGUAUCUCCGCUAUCGUCGCGCAUCCUUCUGGCUCUCAUAGGAUUGAUCAUCUUGCUAUUGUGCGCACUGUUAUUUUCCCUGCGAGAUUUCCAUACUGGUCUGUACGCAAACCCAUGGAGUGUUGCAGGUAUUGCGUCCCUGGCUGCCAAUAAAGACAUCAGACCCCGCCAGGAUUCUGAGCGUAAGAUCGAAAAGGAAAUGGCCGAGAAACGAUACGGAUUUGGUUUCUUUGAGAAUCAUGCCGGAAACACCGAGUAUGGUGUCGUGCUCUACGAUGAUGCUGGGGAGAAUCUGCAACACGAUCAGCUGUCGUCAGAGCCAGGUUCGGUUGAUACGGAGGUUGUGAGCACCGGUCGAAGAAAUCCAUUUGCUCUUCUAGGUCUCGUCUGGCGACUAGCAUUCUUGAUAUUUCUUCUUGGCUUGAUGGUGUUCCUGCUCUACUACCAUCUGACGCUCGACAAAUCAUCGUCGUUCAAGAACUUCAUGAACAGUCAGACUUUUGGUGUUCGAUUCUUGUUUGCUACUUUUGGUGUCGUCAUAUCAUUCAGUUGGACAGCUUUCUUUAUCACCAUUACCAUGGUUGUUCCGUAUCAAGUCAUGUCCCAUGGUCCCCAGUCAGCUUCGAACUCGGUGUUGCUCACACGUCCAACAAACCCCUUUUCGGGUUUUUGGUCUGCCGUUAAGCACCGCCAAAUCUUCCCAGGACUUGUGGCAGUAAUGGCCAUCUUUUCGGAGUUCAUGCCUAUCCUUCUGGCCAAUAUUCCAUAUUCGCUGUCGCAGGUACGAAUUUCUCAUGACAUUUGUGCACGUAUAUCGGUCGGGAUCUUGGCUCUUAUGGCUAUCACAAUCAUUAUCAGCUUCCUCAUCCGCUGGCCAGAUAUGCCGGUCGACCCACGCUCUAUUGCGGGAGCGAUGUACUACGUCAGUGAGAGUAAUAUGGUAGACCACUUCAGUGGCAUGGCAGCAAUGGAUGGUGACGAGCGAAAGCAGCGCAUCAAGGAGUUGGGCGGGACGUAUUUGUAUGGCGAGUUGACGACGAGGUCAGGUGAGAGGAGGCCUGCCGUGGAGUGGGAUGACCAUACGCUGGGCGUUGGUCCUGUGAUGCAGCGGCAGAGGAAGGAUAAUGUCUAUGUGAGGCAUGAGAGUAUUGAUACGGGGUACUACGGACAUCAACCAUGA
Messenger RNA from Fusarium graminearum PH-1, 2043 nucleotides. RefSeq lists its product as uncharacterized. NCBI's taxonomy places the organism in Eukaryota, Fungi, Ascomycota, Sordariomycetes, Hypocreales, Nectriaceae. The record is from RefSeq and is a predicted model, not a curated record. The transcript is spliced from 2 exons. Bases 1 to 2043 code for a protein of 680 amino acids.